This is a messenger RNA of Paramecium sonneborni, 1043 nucleotides long. NCBI's taxonomy places the organism in Eukaryota, Ciliophora, Oligohymenophorea, Peniculida, Parameciidae. The record is from the annotation of a GenBank genome assembly.
UAUAUGUCGACAGAAGCAGAAAUAAAAGAAUUUCUUAAAAAAAAAGAUUUUUAUGAGAUUUUGGGUGUUUCCAAGACUGCCACAGAUGAGGAAUUAAAAAAAGCAUAUCGUAAAUUAGCAUUACUUUAUCAUCCUGAUAAAAAUAAAAAUCCUAGUGCUAAUGAAGCCUUUAAGAAAGUUGCUCAAGUAAAUACUUAAUACUACUUAGGCUUAUGAUUGUCUCUCAAAUUAAGAUAAACGAAGAACUUAUGAUUAAUAUGGGACUGAAGAACCAGAAUAACAUUAUUAACAUUAUAGAUAAUAAUGGGGAGAAAGUCCAGCAGAAUAAAUAUUUAGGGCUUUCUUUUAAUAGAAUGGAGGGUUUGAUGAUUUAUUUGGUAAUGAGUUUGGUGGAGGAUUUGGAAAUGGUUUUGGAGGAUUUUAAUUUGUUCAAACUGGUCCUGGAAUGUUUUAUUAUUCUAAUGGUCCAAGAAGAAAUCGGGGUCAACAAUAAUAAAAUCAUAGAAGAUAGGAUUAGGAUGAAUAAGAGUAUUAGAAUUAAAGAAGAUAAAUUUAAAGAGGAACAAAUUGGGUAUAAAUUACAUGCUAUCUGAUUUUUAUCUACAUCUUUUUUGGAAGUUCUAUUGCUUAAUUCUUAAACUUUGUUUUCUCUGAAAAACCUUAUCAUUAAUCAAUUAAAGACAGCACAUAUAGAAAUACUCUAGAAACAGAAGUAAAUAUAGGUUGUUAUUUAAUUAGAUUUUGGGUUAAUAGUUUUUUGCUAGAGAUGAAUAUCUUAAGAAAGAUGUUUUAUUUAAAAAAAAUUACGAGGCAGAGAUUGAUAGAGAAUUUUUAAUUGAAUUAGAAAAUUAAUGUAUUAAGUCAAAAAAUGAAAAACAAAGAUUAUUACAUGAAGCAAAAAAAUCUUGGUUUGCUAGUACCCAAGAAAAAUACUAUCAUUAAGCUAAUUAAAUUAGCAUGGCUAGUUGUAAUUAAAUUAAUGAUUAUCGAAAAAGUAUUAAAAACUUUUCUCAGAUUUUUAAAAUAUGAAUAUUGUUGUGUAC